CUUAAGUGUAUUGGUAUGGCAACUAGCAACCUCCUUCAAAUUGAAAACAUGCCUGAGCUGGUAAGGGCACAUGUUAAUCUUAGUGGAGGAGGUAGUACCCACAACAAGUUUCUGAAAGCUCUUACUUCCGUCCGUCAUCUUACGCUAUGGAUAACACUUCCAAAGGUUGUGAAUCCUUCUGGUAUGAUCUUCAACCAGCUUGUCCAUCUAAUCUUGUGUCGAUUUGCUGGACAUUGUUGGGAUCUAGUUACUUGUAUGCUUCAAGAUUCUCCCAAACUAAGAUUCAUGAAACUCAUUGAUGAUACAUGGAUAUCCCAACUGUUUGGAAGCCGCCGAGUUCUGUUCCAGAGUGUUUACUGCACAGUCUUAAGCUUUUGAGUUGUUCGGGUACAGAGGAAGACAAGGAGAAAGAGAGAUGGCAACGUAUGUACUAAAGAAUGCGACUUGUUUAAAGACGGCGACAUUUUCUCCGUUAUCAACUGAUGUGGGAGAGAAGUAUCAGAUGCUCAAGGAGUUGGCAUCUGUAGCUACAGCUUCUGCUUCGGCUCAGCUUCUUUUCGACUGAACAAUCAUAACGCAUUUAGUGUUCUUGAUCUCUCUUCUUAAUUAUGGUUGUGUUUAGUUUUUUGGUUGGUAUCGGAUUUGUGUUAGGAAUAGGAGCUAUUAGGGAGAAUACAUUAUACAUA
This is a messenger RNA of Raphanus sativus (radish), 686 nucleotides long. Its product is annotated as F-box/FBD/LRR-repeat protein At4g26340-like. The record is from RefSeq and is a predicted model, not a curated record. Bases 16 to 378 code for a protein of 120 amino acids. The transcript is spliced from 3 exons. Lineage: Eukaryota; Viridiplantae; Streptophyta; Magnoliopsida; Brassicales; Brassicaceae.